Messenger RNA from Cooperia oncophora, 1329 nucleotides. The record is from the annotation of a GenBank genome assembly. NCBI's taxonomy places the organism in Eukaryota, Metazoa, Nematoda, Chromadorea, Rhabditida, Trichostrongylidae.
AUGGAGUCGUUGCUGAAAAAGGGCAAAGGCAAAAUAGGCAAGACAAAGGCAAAAAGUAAGCCUAUCAUUCGUAGAGACUUCUGGAGUGUCGUCACCGGCCGAAAGUCGAUGUUCUUGAGGACAAGAUGGGAGUUCACACCUCCGAAUUUCCGCUACUCGUCGAUGAGGAACGGUGGAAUUACCCCGCUGAACAUCGACACGUCUACUUUAUUCGGCAUGGACGAAGGCGACAGUGACGAAGGCGAUGAUGAGGACCUCCCCACUGAACGCACUCUGAAAAAGGAAACGGAGGCUCCGAAAAAGAUCGCAGGAGUUUCUAGUGCAAAGGUGAAAGGGGGCAAUCUCGAGCACACGCCAGGAAGAGAGACCACCAGGGAGUCGAGUAGAAGGCAAAAAGUGUCCAUCGAUGUAAGUAAAGGAACGAUUCAUCGAGGAAAAGCUGUCAUGAGCGAGGAAAAACAUGACAUUUUGCCUGAGAGCUACAAACCUUCGAGCACCAUGAAGCCGACUCCUACUGCUGUAACAGUUGCUGCUAGUGAAGCUGCUCAUGAAAAAGAACCUCUUGAUGUCGGGAAAGAUCAGAAUUCUCAGGAGGCAGAACCUGUGGACGCGAUGAAACUCCCAUCACUGGCUUUACCCACAGAACCUAGGUAUGGCCAGCCACCUCUCCCAACUGCUGCAGCGAGUGAUGAAAUAGUCGUUACGGAUCCUGACACCACAGAACCUAGUGAUAACCACUCACCUACUCCAACUACACCAGCGAGUGGCGAAAAAGUCGUUACGGACCCUGACGCCCUUUUGGAGGAGAUCACCAGUCUCUCGAAGGAGGUGACUCAGGUGGUGGAGCUAGAUGAUGAUUUGGAGCCUCACCAGCUCAUUACGGAUACUGAAGUCGUUCUGACAAAGGUGGACCGUCCUUUAGAGGACGAGACACAAGCAGUGAAACCUGAUGAAAACCUGCAGCCUCUGAGCUCUCAGCAGAAAUCAGGCACGAGCAGGACCAAGAAACACAACCGUCGAGUUCGAGAAGAAGUCAGACAACAAUCAAACCUCGGAAACCGAAGAUUGGCAUUGAGAAAGAAUUACGAUGAUGACGACGACAUCAACUAUGAUCAAGAGCUCGACACACAAGCAGCGUUUUAUCCAACAGCAGUCGAAAACAACACCGUCAAGCCUGGUUUGGCAAAGGACGCAGCAGAUCGGGAUACUCUUGUGCUCAUCUACAGUCUACUGGCGUCCAUUUCUAUCUUCACAUUGAUGUCCAUACUGAUAUGUUUUGUAUGGUGCAGGAAAACUGGCCAUUUAACGAUAACCAAACCGUUGUACUAA